GUUUCUCAUCUUCUUCAUCAACAACGAAUCUCCUAUUCUUAUUUCAUCCCCCUUUUAACUUUAUUUCCAAAAAUAAACAAAAAAACGGCGUAAAGUAAAGAAGAAUAAAAUUCAUAAAUGUGGCGGAGAUCACCUUCCUUCAUCCUUGAUAACCAAGAGCAAGAAAAGCUCUUACUCCUUCAAAAACAACAACAAUUAACCGACGACUAUUUAAACCCCCCACCUCCUCCUUCAAUGUCCGAAACUUCUCUCCAAAACCCUAACCCUCAAAUUUCGGCUUAUUAUCAAACUCGAGCUGCUCAUCAUGGCGUGAUUACUAGUGAUUGGUUGGAUCAGGCUCAAGCUGCUGCUGCCUCUGGUUCUGAACAUUCGCAACAGAUGUCGGAGGUUUCUGUAGGAGAUGAGAAAGGAGAGAGUGUGAUUGAUGAAUUUAAUAAUUGGAGGAAACAACCUGAUUUGGCCGAAGCUGUUGCUGCAAUUAGGGCUUUGGCUUCUGUUAUUAGGUCUUGUAAUGCUACUACUAUGAUGGAACUCGAAAUUGAGCUCAAGAGAGCUUCUGAUUCUCUUAAGUCAUGGGACGCAACAUCUAUCUCGUUAACUGCUGCUUGUGAUCUAUUCAUGCGAUAUGUGACCAGAACAUCAGCCUUAGAAUACGAGGACUUUAAUUCGGCUAGGUCUCGCUUGAUAGAGCGUGCUGAGAAGUUUGGGGAGAUUUCAUAUAAGGCACGUAGAAUUAUCUCAAUGCUUUGUCAAGAUUUCAUAUUUGAUGGAUGCACCAUUUUGGUUCAUGGCUUCUCUCGUGUUGUACUGGAGGUGUUAAAGACUGCAGCUCAAAAUAAAAAAUCCUUUCGGGUUUUUUGUACAGAGGGAAGACCAGACCGGACUGGAUUGCGUUUCUCUAAUGAAAUGGCCAAGCUUGAUGUUCCUGUGAGACUCUUGAUUGACUCAGCAGUUGCAUAUUCUAUGGAUGAGGUGGACAUGGUAUUUGUUGGGGCAGAUGGAGUAGUUGAAAGUGGUGGUAUCAUCAACAUGAUGGGAACCUACCAGAUUGCAUUGGUUGCUCACAGCUUAGAUAAACCUGUGUACGUUGCUGCUGAAAGUUACAAGUUUGCACGUCUAUAUCCUCUGGAUCAAAAAGACAUGCCUCCCGCCUUGCGUCCCAUUGACUUCGGUGUGCCUGUCCCAUCAAAGGUUGAAAUUGAAAAAUCAGCCAGUGACUAUACACCUCCGCAAUAUCUUACUCUCUUGUUUACAGAUCUAGGUGCUUUAACACCAUCUGUUGUCAGUGAUGAGCUUAUUCAGCUUUACCUGUAGGUAUGCCUAGAUUGGAUCUCAGUUGGUUCUGCAACAUACAACUGCACGAUUUAUCACUGUUAUAUUUUUGUUUAGUCAUGUGAGGUUCACCGGAGAAAUUCCAGGUGUGUUCUCAAAUUUUGGGAUUUUCGUUGAAAUCCGUAAAAAGAAUCUUGUUUUUGCAUCUUUAAUGCUGAUGCUGUGAGUGAAACGGUAACCCCUGUCAUUGCUACAUUUGUGUUAUUCGGCAACAUACACUCCUCAUGGUUUUCGUGCAGAGAACAAAAGUUGUGGUGUAGGUGUAUGAUCCAAUUUUGUCUUGAAAUGAAAAGGCAUGUGAACACAGUUACAAUCUAACUCCAAUAAAAUGGUGCUAUUUUUUGAUGUAGAAGUGCAGUUCCUGUCAUGUAUAAGAUGUUCGCGCCCUUUUUAUAGAUGAUCCAACCCAUUUUAGAGGAGCAGCACUAUCAAUCGCUUGUGUUAAUUUUUAUUUCCUCAGAUUUUGCUGCUAUCUGAUUUUAAGAUCGCAUCAUGAUGAAAACGGACAUCCAUGGCUUACUGAUUGUUGAUGCACAUUUUCUGGAAAUUCCACUUCCGUGAAAAUUUAUCCGAGCUUGACAUGAUCAUUGGUUCGCAUAGUCAAUCAGGCUUGGUCUUAGUGGCGAAUAGGCUUGGGCGAGGUGUUUUCUGAGUUGCAAUUCUUUAUUUUUAGUACUUCUAUCUUUUAAGCUCCAAUGAAGAAUAAUGAACUUCAAUAAUAGAACAACUUUCAAUAAUCAAGUUUAGAGAACAUAUCCAAUGCUUUCCGCAAUGCAAUUAGGUAGUCACCCAACAAUAAAUUCUUAUUUUUGCUCUACUUUUGAAGAGAUGGGAAUAUAAUGAAUGCUUACGUAGAAGGGAUCUGAUCCCAACUUUCUAGUAAAGUAGCAACAAGUAACAAAAUACAUCACAUAUAUUCUCCUAAACUGGUGUGUAGCUUCUUUUUCAGGCUAUAUCAUGAAUAUGAUUGGUAGAUCUUGGCAACAUCAAUAUUCUGAUUCCUGUUCCACAUCCUCUAUAAACAUAAUUAUUCAAAUCCAAAGUUUUAAAGAUCGGAAUGGGCUAGAAAAAUAAAAGUUGCACGGGGUUUUCUUGUUUGCACAACCAAUUGUAGUCUAAGUUCUAUAAUACCAUAUUUAUAUAUAAAAAUACUUACU
Molecule: messenger RNA, 2489 nt
Organism: Amaranthus tricolor (Joseph's coat)
Lineage: Eukaryota; Viridiplantae; Streptophyta; Magnoliopsida; Caryophyllales; Amaranthaceae
Exons: 5
Coding region: 118-1314 (398 amino acids)
Biological process (GO): translational initiation
Cellular component (GO): eukaryotic translation initiation factor 2B complex
Molecular function (GO): guanyl-nucleotide exchange factor activity; translation initiation factor activity
Source: RefSeq, a predicted model, not a curated record